Molecule: messenger RNA, 1448 nt
Organism: Ananas comosus (pineapple)
Lineage: Eukaryota; Viridiplantae; Streptophyta; Magnoliopsida; Poales; Bromeliaceae
Product: geranylgeranyl transferase type-2 subunit beta 1
Exons: 9
Coding region: 109-1053 (314 amino acids)
Biological process (GO): protein geranylgeranylation
Cellular component (GO): Rab-protein geranylgeranyltransferase complex
Molecular function (GO): Rab geranylgeranyltransferase activity
Source: RefSeq, a predicted model, not a curated record
CGUUCCUCGCCCGCUUCGACCUCUCCGUGUUGGAACUUGGAAGAAGCAGCAGAGGAGGAGGAAGGGAGGAAACGAGGGACGCUCUCGUGUGGAGCAUCAGGGUUCGACAUGGGGGAAUUAGAGGCUGAGAAGCACGUCCAAUACAUCCUCUCCGUCGAGAAGCGCAAGGACGAUUUCGAGUCCUUGCUGAUGGAGCAUCUCCGAAUCAACGGCGCGUAUUGGGGGCUCACCACUCUCGACCUGCUCCGCAAGAUCGAGGCAGUCGAUUCGGACGAGGUGGUGUCGUGGGUGAUGAGUUGCCAGGAUCAGGAUUGCGGUGGGUUCGGUGGGAAUGUUGGGCAUGAUGCGCACCUGCACUACACUCUCAGUGCUGUCCAGAUCUUACUUCUCUUCGACCGCCUCGAUAUUUUGGAUAUCGACAAGGUCUCGGAUUACGUUGCCGGGCUACAGAAUGAAGAUGGGUCUUUUUCUGGCGAUAUCUGGGGUGAAGUUGACACUAGGUUCUCAUACUGUGCAAUAUGCUGUCUCUCGUUACUGCAUCGUCUGGAUAAAAUUAAUGCGGAAAAGGCUGUAGAUUAUAUUGUGAGCUGCAAAAACUUGGAUGGUGGAUUUGGAUCUAUACCUGGAGGGGAGUCUCAUUCUGGGCAGAUCUUCUGCUGUGUUGGUGCUCUUGCAAUCACUGGUUCUCUGCAUCAUGUUGAUAGAGACCUCCUCGGCUGGUGGCUGUGCGAGCGCCAGUGUAAAGAUGGUGGACUAAAUGGCCGGCCCGAGAAGCUUGCUGAUGUUUGUUAUUCUUGGUGGGUCCUAUCAAGCUUGACAAUGAUCGACAGAGUGCACUGGAUCGAUAGGGAGAAGCUGGCUGCAUUCAUUUUAAACUGCCAGGAUAGGGAAAAUGGAGGUAUUUCAGAUAGGCCAGAUAAUGCAGUAGAUGUUUUCCAUACCUACUUUGGGGUGGCAGGGCUUUCUCUGCUGGAAUAUCCUGGACUGAAGCCUAUUGAUCCUGCCUAUGCCUUACCAGUUGAUGUUGUCAAUCGAAUCUUCUUUGGAAAAUAAUAAGUUCCCUUGUUGAUGAGCUCUCCUAUUAUUGUUCCCCCCUUAAAUGAGAAUAUGGGGAGCCUGUUGAUGCUAGAGAUAGUUGCAGUUCCUGUUUCCAGCCAACCAUUGACAUCCCUGCGACCCUGGAAUGUAUAGCCCAGGGUUAUAAUCAGGAUGGCAAGCACAAGAAAAUCCUCGGAAGAUCAAAAUAGGAUGUUAAACUAGCAAAUCAAUUGCUUUCGCCCUGUUAAUGAGAUUAUCAAACAUUUUCAGCCGAUGGUGGUUCCAAUCUUCUUUGGUUUGUUUCUAUUGUUUCCAAAUCAUGUCCUCCUGUAAGAGCCUUGCAGAGUACAGGUUUGCAUGGUAAGCGAAGAAAGAGUUGUUGAAUUUUAUAGAGAUUUUAUGUUCUGUCA